GAUCAUGGUUAAAAGUCAAAUACUAAUAAAAUAGGCCUUAGACGCUUGGCAGUAAUUCACCAUGUGUCGGUGCACCAUAACUCUUUCGAUUUUUGUUCUGUUAUGUGGACUUGUGACCGCCUUGUCUCCCUCAGCAGACGAUCCAUGUGUCAGCCUCGAGAAAAGCCCUUUUGAAAUGUGCAUGAAAGCGGGUUAUGACAAAACUGUACCCUUUCCCGAAGAUUUCACGGAAACACUGCAACAAGAAACAGCUCUGGAAAUGAAAGAGUUCUUUAAACAGGUGAGGAAUUGUUCAACGAACGGUCUCGCAGAAACCAUAGAGUGUUCCUUUGUCGCUCCUAAGUGCAACUCUCUCGGAGAACCUGUGUAUCCAUGUAAACAAGUCUGCGCGGAAUUCCUGAAGCAGUGUGAACUUGAGCUGUCUGAUUUCACUCUGGAUUUUUUCAUCUCUUCGUGUCUCGUGCUUUCAAAUGGUUCCUCAAGCUGCGAUCGAUGCUAUACGCCCCCAAACUUCAUUACCAAUGCAAGUCAACCGGGCCCGUUGGAUCGAGGCUGCCAAGAGCUCAUUAUCCCAGCGUGCAAAAACUUGGGCGCCUAUAAUAAUACCCUUAUCUCGGUCCCAGUUCAGGAGGAGCUGUACUUGUGGUUUUACGAAAAAGAUUAUGCCGAGGAGAGUGCAGAAACAGACUUUCCCGAGAUCGCACGAAAGAUGUUUGAGCAAUACCCAAAGUGCCAGGAAAACAUAAAGAAGUUGUUCUGUGGAGAGUAUUUGCCGCCAUGUUUUCCAGAUGAAGAUCCUCGGUUGUAUAGUCUGUGUCAACCUCUUUGUGAUCAGAUUGCCACAGACUGCCCAGGUUUUUUCAGUCAUGACUUGAUGGGUGCCGAGUAUUGCAGCACAAUGGCAAGAGGACAAACGAAGCACGGUUACUGUCAAAGUACCGACUGGCCAGCGGCAUUCAGCUGGGUUCGCUAUAUGGAAGCGACGAUGUCCCCAAGCGCGGUCCCUGAAAGCAAUGGACUCAAAGCUUGGUCCAUAAUUUUAGCCGUCUUGUUACCUCUACUAAUUGUGGGUAUCGUUGUGGGACUGGUUGUGGCACGUGUGGUCUGGUGGAAAAAGAGUGGUGGAGCUGGGGCAGCUUACUCUAAUUAUUAUAAGAAGCAAUCUCAUGACAUUCUCCCGCUGGAAACUGACGAUAGCGUGGAUUCCUCGACGGUGUAAGCAGCUACUACAUGCCGUCACUCCGUAACAACGAUUAAAAUUAAACUAUAAUAUUUAGAGAGGAAACCACAUCAGUCUUAGUUCACGCGGGUCCUCUAUCCUGGUUGAAUUAGAAUUUGGAGA
Molecule: messenger RNA, 1342 nt
Organism: Orbicella faveolata
Lineage: Eukaryota; Metazoa; Cnidaria; Anthozoa; Scleractinia; Merulinidae
Biological process (GO): non-canonical Wnt signaling pathway; canonical Wnt signaling pathway
Cellular component (GO): plasma membrane
Molecular function (GO): Wnt-protein binding; Wnt receptor activity
Source: RefSeq, a predicted model, not a curated record